Aspergillus affinis is the source of this 1794-nucleotide messenger RNA. RefSeq names its product fungal specific transcription factor domain-containing protein. Gene Ontology annotation, molecular function: transcription cis-regulatory region binding; DNA-binding transcription factor activity. The transcript has 2 exons. The record is from RefSeq and is a predicted model, not a curated record. NCBI's taxonomy places the organism in Eukaryota, Fungi, Ascomycota, Eurotiomycetes, Eurotiales, Aspergillaceae. Bases 1 to 1794 code for a protein of 597 amino acids. Gene Ontology annotation, cellular component: nucleus. Gene Ontology annotation, biological process: positive regulation of transcription by RNA polymerase II.
AUGCAGAAAAGCUCCGCCUUCAUCUUCCCCCAGUCCUCCGCCAUCAACGGGGACCAGCGGCGUCCGCAACAGCUUCAUCCUCAUCACCAUCCUCACCACCCUCACCAGCAACACGCCAUCAUCCCGUCCAGCUCCACCCGCUCCGGCAGUAUUUCGGAAAUCCCCGCUUUCGCCGACUACCCGUUGAUGGACGACUCGUCCGUGUCUCAUCGUGCCAGUAUUAGUACCGAUGAAAACUCCAACGACUCGCCCGAAUCGUGGGAUGACGAGGGUCCCGACAGUUCUCCCGUCGCCGACGUCGAAGUGAAGAUCCACGACAUCUCCCAUCCUCUCGCCAUGACCUCCGCCAAAGCCUUCCAGUUCAAUAUGGUCGCUCAUCACGAUUCGGACCUGUCGAUGGGAGACGUAACACCCAAGGUCGAAGAGGUGGACGACGCGGAUGAUUUACAAAGUAUCAAACCUAUGGGUGUGGAUCCGUUGGCCAAUGCGGACUCUACUCAUCCGGAUUCCACGGCUCUUCCCGUCAACGUUCCACGGAAACGUGGACGACCGCGCAAACAUCCUCUUCCAGCUCCCGGAGGUCAAGUCAAAAUCACCAAAGCAGCAGCCCGAUGUCAGACGAUGAUCUCUCGUGCCCUCCCUUUCCUAAUCGAUGGAAUCGAAAGCGAUAUCGACCGACGCUUCCUGGACCAUUUUGUGUACGGAUUCAGCCGUGUGCUGACGCUGAUCAACGAUGAUUCCAAUCCCUUCAAGGAGAUCCUCCUUCCGAUGGCGACACAACACCGCGGCUUGAUGCAUUCCCUCAUGUGUCUUUCAGGGUCACAUCUCUCCGGGCUCGAGCCGGAGCCGCGAGUUAUCGAGCGAAAAUACCACCAUUUCCAUCGGGCGAUUCGGGAUCUAAAGAGUAACAUCACGGCGUCAUCGAAAGGCGGGGGGGAGGAACCGGAAUUGUUGGUGGAAGACCCGAUCAUUGCGUCGACGAUCGCUCUAAGUCUCAAUACUAUCUGCGAGGGAGAGACCAACGGCGAAUACCGACCGCAUAUGGAUGCUGCAAGAUAUUUGUUAGUGACGCAAAAACCCCGGAAUGAGAAGUUCCGACAGUUCAUCGUCGAGUUCUUCCAAUAUCACGAUGUCUCCAACUCCAUUACCUCUUUGGACCGACGUCCCGCGCAUCUCAACGGGGACCUCAGGCUCCCGGACUUUGUCCCUCAUGCACAGGCCGGGAUGUUCUUGGGGGUGUUUGACGGUCUGUUCAACUACAUUUCCGAAGUGACGAGACUGCGCGACCGUAUCCGGCAGCGGUACAAUGAAGGGUACGAGCCGGCGGUGGACUAUCAGAUCUUGAGUGAGGCCGUCUCGAUCGACUCGGCCAUCCGAGCCUGGGAAACAUCCCACCCACCCAACACCCCGAACUGGGCCCUGGCACAGCUCUAUCGGCAAUCAACCUGGGUUUAUCUUUAUCGGACGAUUCGACCCUCGCGGCCUAGCGAGAAGAUUGCACGGGUAGUAGACGACGGUCUCGCCUUUUUAGAUCAGCUGCCACGGGAUGCGGGAGCUUACAGCAUCGUGCUGAUGCCGCUUUUCUUGCUGGGAUGUUCUGCAUUCGUGCCUGAGCAGCGAGAACGGAUCCAAAAGGGAUUCGAAUCGCUCAAGGCCUACUCCAACCUGCGCAAUAUUCAGCCGGCGCUGACCGUGGUGGAGAAAGUGUGGGAAGUGAUGGACAGCGACAUCGGAGACAGCUGGGACUGGGAGAAGAUCAUCAAAUCUAUGAACAUGGAUUUUCUCAUCACUUGA